AUGAAUUGUAACAAAUUGUAGAAUGAAGAUUUGUAUCAGAUUCUGGUAAUAUCUAAAGAUGUUGAUCAAGUAGUCUUUCCUAUUCUAAUUAAAAUAUUCAAAAGAGAGAAAAUCUAAAAUUCUUUAGAAUUUCUCUAAUAAGAUCAAAAUCAAAAGCUCAAUGUUGGAAAAAAUAACAUAGAGAGAAUAAAAGACGUUCUCAACAAGGUUAAGGACCAUGAUUUUAAUGAAUAGAAUUAUUCAUUAGAUGAAUAUAAAGAAAUUAAAUAAGUUCUGAUCUCAAAAAUAUCUAAUGAUAAAAAGAUAAUAGAAUUCUUAAAAUUAUUAGCUCAACUGACUGCCUUUGAUGAGAGAUACAUAUAGUGUGGAUCUAAUUCACUUCAUUUAUUAGUUUAAAUGAAGGUUGAUUUAAAGGAAUAAUGUUUUGAAAAUAUUAGAAUUAGAAAUACUUCCUUAAUAGGGGCUAAUUUUGCGAGAUGUGAUAUGAGUGAAUCUGAAUUUGAGAAUGUCAUUAUUAGUGGAAUAAAUUUGAAUGGAGCCAAAUUAUUUAAUUGUAAGUGGAGAAUAUUAAGAAUAGAUGAGCUAGGUAUAUUAAUUGGUCAUAGUGGUGCUGUCAACUAAAUUACCUUUUUUCCCCAUGGAGGUGUAAAUCUAUUAGUAUCUUGCAGCAACGAUUAUUCAUUAUGUUUGUGGAAUGUUAAAACCGGAAAAAUACAGUCUGUAAUAUUAAUGGACGAAGAAGUAGAAUCAGCGUGCUUCUCCCCGAAUGGCAUAACAUUAGCAUUUUGCAAGUGCGAAUAUAUUUAUUUAUGGAAUCUUAAAACAGGAAAAUAAAUAUCAAAAUUAAUUGGUCAUUUAGAUAAAAUAAGAAAUGUUUGUUUCUCUCCUAAAGGUACUACACUAGCAUCUGGUAGUGAUGAUAACUCUAUCCGUUUAUGGGAUGUUAAGACAGGAUAAUAAAAAGUCAAAUUAGAUGGUCAUUCGAGUUGUGUUAAAUCGGUCUGUUUCUCUCCCGAUGGCAGUACAUUAGCCUCCUGUAGUUAUGAUAGGUCCAUCCGUUUAUGGGAUGUAAAGACAGGAUAUUAAUAAGUCAAAUUAUAUGGUCAUAAUGAGAGAAUAUAGUCAGUCUGUUUCUCUCCUGAUAGUUCUCUAUUAGCAUCUGGUAGCAAUGAUAAGUCUAUCUGUUUAUGGGAUGUUUAGACAGGAUAAUAAAAGGUAAAAUUAAAUGGUCAUAGUGAGAGAAUAUGGUCAGUCUGUUUCUCUUCUGAUGGUACUACAUUAGCAUCAGGUAGUUAAGAUAAGUCUAUCCGUCUAUGGGAUGUUAAUACAGGAUAAUAAAAAGCCAAAUUAGAUGUUCAUAAAAAUUGGGUCAUGUCAGUCUGCUUCUCUCCUGAUGGUUUAACAUUAGCAUCUGGUAGCAGUGAUAAGUCUAUCCGUUUAUGGGAUGUCAUGACAGUAUUAUAAAAAGCCAUAUUUGAUGGUCAUUCAAGUUGUGUUAAAUCAGUCUGUUUCUCUCCUGAUGGUAGUACAUUAGCAUCUAGUGGUUAUGAUAAAUCUAUCUAUUUAUGGGAUGUUACGAGAGGAUAAUAUAAAGUCAAAAUAAUUGGUCAUAGUGAGCAAAUUUGCUUAGUCUGUUUCUCUCCUGAUGGUACUAUAUUAACAUCUUACAGUAAUGAUAAAUCUAUCUAUUUAUGGGAUGUGAUGACAGGUUAACAAAAAGCCAAAUUAGAUGGUCAUUCGAGUAUUGUUAAAUCAGUCUGUUUCUCGCCUGAUGGUUUUACCCUAGUAUCUGGUAGCAAUGAUAGGUCUAUCCGUUUAUUUGAUAUUAAGACAGGAUAAUAUAAAGCCAAAUUUGAUGGUCAUUCGAGUUGUGUUAAAUCAGUCUGUUUCUCUCCUGAUGGUAGUACAUUAGCAUCUGGUGGCUAUGAUAAAUCUAUCCGUUUAUGGGAUAUUAAGAAAGGAUAGCAAAAAGCAUAAUUAUAUGCUCAUUCACACUAUGUCAUGUCAGUCUGUUUCUCUCCUGAUGGUACUAUAUUAGCAUCCUGUAGCGACGAUAAGUCUAUCCGUAUAUGGGAUGCUAAGACAGGAUAACAAAAAGCCAAAUUAGAUGGUCAUUCAUCAGUAGUUUAUUCAAUUUGUUACUCUCCUGAUGGUACUACACUGGCAUCUGGUGGUGGAGAUUUUUCUAUCCGUUUAUGGGAUGUUAAAACAGGAUAAUAAAAAGCCAAAUUAGAUGGUCAUUCUAACACAGUUUAUUCAGUCAAUUACUCUCCUGAUGGUACUACAUUAGCAUCUGGAAGUAAUGAUAAAUCUAUCCGUUUAUGGGCUGUUAAGAUCGAAUAAUAGAUCUUAUCUUUAGAUAAUCUUCCUAAAGAUACUCUAGCAUAGUUUUCACCUUUAAUUUUAAACAAUAACCUUUUCCAAGUAAAUGGUAUUUAUUUUUCUUUAUUAUUUAGCUCCUUCUAAUAUUACUAUUCUUAGAAUUUCAAAACAUCCAAUUUUACAAGCUUAAGAUGCUUUAAUCCUGAAAGGAAAUUUUGUAAACUAUUAGGGUGUAAAUUUACGAUCAUUGUUCAAGUCUUUAGGAAGUUGCAUUUUAUGA
This is a messenger RNA of Paramecium octaurelia, 2602 nucleotides long. Lineage: Eukaryota; Ciliophora; Oligohymenophorea; Peniculida; Parameciidae. The record is from the annotation of a GenBank genome assembly.